Penicillium paradoxum is the source of this 330-nucleotide messenger RNA. RefSeq lists its product as uncharacterized. NCBI's taxonomy places the organism in Eukaryota, Fungi, Ascomycota, Eurotiomycetes, Eurotiales, Aspergillaceae. The record is from RefSeq and is a predicted model, not a curated record. The transcript has a single exon. The coding region runs from base 1 to 330 and encodes 109 amino acids.
AUGCCUACCUCGCAGAAGUCCAACAAAGGAAUUCAUCCUUUAUCGAUCGGCCGUGUUACUGGUGGGUCACGCCAGAGAGGUGAAUUGGAAUGGGGAUUGUUCUCCCAAAUGAGCUUGAUGAGACUUUACCGUGGUGUCUUCUUUCCCUUCUUCCAAACCAGCAAUCACCAUGUCUCCACACAACUGCGAUGCGUACUACCGAAAGGGGGCGGAAAAAUCAUAAUUCCCCCAAACGGCGUCACAUACGUCCCGGCCAAGGUCAAAACCCACCUACUGCAGAACCGUGAUUUCAUCUUGAAUCCUACAGAUGACCACGUCACUAUGCCAUAA